AUGAUACUGAACGUGGUCCCAGUGAUAUUUAUACAGUAUAGUAAUUUAUUUUUAUAUUAUGUAUUAAUAUAUUCCCUUUUCACUCAAACCGCCAACAGAGCAUCGAGAGUGUGUAGACUUUGGCGGAAGGUGGCCACCAACAACCGCUUAUGGCACACUGUUGACCUGGCCACCGGGCGCAUCAAGCCCCGCUAUCGCAACGAGAGAAAGCUCCUCUGGAUAUUGGAGAACAGAUUAUCUGAAGUCCGUGACUUAAACCUUGGUGGGUGGAACGACGCCGUGACGCCACCUAUCCUGCCAAGGCUAGUAGAGUUGUGUCCAGAACUGACUAGCCUCAACUUAUCUUACUGCCACAAGAUCCAUUCUGAGAACCUCCAUACACACCUCUCCUUAUGCAAAAAGCUGGAGCGCCUCGAUCUCACCAAUGUCAUGGCAUCCCAUAAACCUACUCCCCGAUGUGCUGUGGGUCAGCAGACCUUAUCAGACAUGGCAUUGACCAUGAACACUAGAUUGACGCAUCUGACACUGGCAAACAACACUCUGUCGAAUGUGCCAGGACUCGUGUGGAGGUGCCUUAGCGAGAGUGAUCACUGCCAAAAUCUCCAAAUACUGGACCUGUCAAAUGUGUUGACCAUUGGCCGUGACUGUGUUAGGAUCAACAUAGAGCUGCUACAGAAAGGAUGCACAAAGCUGAGAACUCUAAGACUUACCAAUUCUAACACCAGACUCUCACAGACAUCCAUGUCAGUGCAAGCAUCAUCACCAGGGUUUCCUGAGCUUGAGGAGUUGAGUUUGGCUGUUGAUGGAAACUUGAGCGUUGGAAUGAACGACAGUGAACUUGAGCGGAUUCUAAAGAACUCCCAUAAGCUUCGUCUGCUGGAUGUGAGAGGGUGCAUCAACAUAACAGACUCCUCUUUAGUCCGCAUUCCACCAUGGGAUUUAGAGCACCUGUUUUUAGCUGGAUCCACGUCUCCCAAGUAUUACUCUGACCGCCUGGAGCUGGUGGUGCGCAAGUGGCAACAUUCACUAGUAGAACUGGAUCUGUCGUGGACUGCUAAUGCAGACAGUAUUGAUGCUGCUCUCAUUGCCAUAUCGGAAGAAUCUGAUAAUAAACUCAGGUACCUGAACAUGUGUGGGUCCUCAGUGACCUUCCAACCCAUCCGCCAAGUAUUAGCAAGGUGCAAGCACCUAGAAACCAUCAACUUGACCUCAUGCCGAGCUCUGCCGAGGGGGCUGAAGCGAUUCCAUGAGGCCCUACAGUUGAUCUCGCUUCGUGCAGACAUAGCAAAGGGUAAAUUUGAUGAAAAUCCAGAUCAAGAUGAUGACGACUAGGCCAGUGUGGGCUAGUCCAUAAAGAGCCAGCUGCCCAGCUCAUGUGCCCAGUACAAAGCAAAUGUAUUUUGCCUCCCAUCAUAUAAAUGAGGAAAAUUACUGCAUGUCAAAGAAAUGUAAGUUUUUCUCUCUACAUGGAAGGCUGACUUGGUUGGGGUCACAAAAUUACUUUCAUGGAGUUUUGCCAUAAAGAAAAUGGUAAUGUGUAUUGUUUUGUAAAUGCUUUACAGUCUAUGAACAAAGCGUGGAAGACGUGUUCUAUUUAGGAAGCCUACGUGCUCCAAGAUGUAAAAAAUCUGGUUAUAAUGUGUGUUCAUCGUUCAGUCUUACCAGAAGGUUCUCCAGAGGUAAUAUUAUUCAAUUUAAUAUUAUCCUGCCAGUGUUUAGGUUUAUUUUUGCCAGUGUUCAUAUAUUCUUAAUGUAUAUCUUUUCUGUUUCCUAUUUUCUACUUUUUUUUUUCUCCCCUAAUUCUAAUAUCUAAUAACUAAUAUUUUCUGACUUGUCACUGUUCUCUGAGAAGUGUGACAAAAAUUAUUUGAUAUUAUUCAUAGUCAAGUGACUGGAGCCUUGUUUUUAAUGCGGAGGGGACUUCUUUACCCUCUGGACUACAUUGAUCCGAAGAAAUUAUUUUUUGAAUGGGAAGAAUCCUGUUUUCGGGUUAAUGAUGAUGGUGUUCAUUUGCAGUUACAAAAGUAAUCUUGCUGUUUUUUUAUACACACACCAACUGAUGUGCCCUGCCGUCAAUCCUCCUGGGUCAUUUCCUUUCAUGUGUAUCUUCCGUCAUAGACUUGUUGACCAUUGGGAAGUAGAGCCCCCUGUCAAAGCGCUUCAUUGGUUUAUAAUUCUCAUCAGUAGUAAGUGGUGUGCGGAAGUUAGUUUGCUAUUGUCUAAUAUAUACUAUGGUGUGAUGUUAAGGUGCGGUUUCGCUGGUUAAGAUUAUAAAGAAUGAGGCUGUACGUAGACUGUCUUUUCCAGACUUAAUAAGUUACUUUUUAUAAGAGUUUAUCCUUUAUGCCUUUUUUGACUUUUAAUGUCCAGUGCUGUUGUGUAGCAGAUGUUUUAUUUUGAAAUAGACAGAUUUUUCUAUUUGAAAAACCAUAUCCACUUUUCCACUGUGAACAGAUGUGAGAAUGAUUAUAUCAUACAAUAAAGAAUGGAUGCUAUUUCCUUCAUUUGAACAUUUGAUACUUAUUGUAUAAUAGACUAUUUGUAAUACAAUUGAAAGUGAUGUGAAGAAUAACUAACAAAAAUGAUCAUGGCUGUAGUUUGUGUAUGUAAAUCAGCAUCGUGCGAGGGUAGUCACUGUUUAAGGCCAUUUUUGUUUACGUCUUUUAUUUAUUUACUACUGUGAUUAUUGAUAUUUAUUUUAUCAAAUAUGUUUUUUCUAAUUUAGAAAUAAGACCUAGGCAACUAUAGAUUAUCACGAGCAUGUCGUCUCCGGACAGAAGUACUGAAUGGAUAUAUUAGAGCUUGUUACCGGAGAAGUUUUUCAUUUUUUAAAGUCUUUUAUUUAUCUACCUUUUCUGGCCAAGGUAAUAUGAAAUUGAAGGGAAAGCAAUACAGUAAUGUUCUAAUGAUAUAUUGUUUUGGCAUCAGCAUGUGGAACAACAUUUAGUCAAGGUACAUUUUAACACUUCCACAGGACAUCCCAUCAGAUAAAAGAGUAAGAGAAGAGAUUAUAUAUAUAUAUAUAUACUUAUACAUAUAUAUUACCAGGUGGUUUAAUUAUUCUGCACAAUUAAUCUUCAUUUUUCUCCUCUUUAUUUUUGUAUGCUUAUUAUUAUUAUUUUUAUUAUUAUUAUUAUUAUUAUUUAUUUAUUUAUUUAUUUAUUUAUUUAUUAUUUUAUUUAUUUUUUUUUUUUUUCCCUUCCCUUCUUCAUCUGCAAUAUCUAAGGACAUACGUAAAAUGCUGUGCCUUCCUGUUACCAUGACGAUCACUUUCUGUUAAUUCCAAAUCCAUAGCUUGCCUUCCUCAUGAC
Molecule: messenger RNA, 3311 nt
Organism: Penaeus vannamei (Pacific white shrimp)
Lineage: Eukaryota; Metazoa; Arthropoda; Malacostraca; Decapoda; Penaeidae
Source: RefSeq, a predicted model, not a curated record